AUGGGAGUUGAGAACAAUGAAAGUCUUGAACUACUCUCUGUCUUCCUGACUGGUAUCCCAGGACUGGAGGCCCAACAUGGAUGGCUCUCUAUCCCCUUCUUCACCAUGUACAUUGUGGCCAUUGUAGGCAACAGCCUAAUCAUGGCAGCAGUACAGGCAGAUUCAGCCCUACAUGAGCCCAUGUACCUGUUCCUCUCCAUGUUGGCUAUCACUGAGGUGGGUGUCUCUGUGUCUACACUGCCUACUGUUAUGGGUAUUCUUUGGUUUGAUGCCCGCAAGGUUGACUUUGAUGGAUGUUUGGCUCAGAUGUUCUUCAUUCACACUUUCUCUUGCAUGGAGUCAGGGGUCCUGUUGGCCAUGAGUUAUGACCGCUUUGUAGCCAUUUACAACCCACUGCGCUACACAGCCAUCCUUACCUUGCCAUGUAUCAUCUCCAUGUGUCUCGGCAUUAUGCUGAAAAGUGUGGCACUCAUGACCUCACUUCCAGUUCUGUUGAAGCAAUUACCCUAUUGUCACAUAAACAUUCUUUCCCACUCCUACUGCCUCCACUGAGAUCUGAUCCAGCUGCCUUGUGCAGAUACUAAGCUCAACAGCAUCCUGGGUUUGGCCAUUGUCCUGUCCACUUUUGGUCUGGACUCACUGCUUAUUGUGGUCUCUUAUGUACUAAAUCUUUACACAGUGCUGGGCAUUGCUUCUGGGGAGGGAAGGAGGAAGGCUCUCAACACAUGUGCAUCACACAUUUGUGCAGUGCUUGUGUACUAUGUACCUAUGAUUAGUGUAUCUGUGAUGCACCGUGUUGCCAAGCAUGCUUCACCCAUGGUUCAUACACUCAUGUCUAGCCUCUACCUUUUUGUACCACCAGUGCUCAAUCCCAUCAUCUACAGUGUUAAGACUCAGUCAAUACAGCAGGGAAUUGCCACCUUGUUCUGCAAGAAAGAAUUGAUCUAA
Molecule: messenger RNA, 948 nt
Organism: Castor canadensis (American beaver)
Lineage: Eukaryota; Metazoa; Chordata; Mammalia; Rodentia; Castoridae
Product: olfactory receptor 51I2-like
Biological process (GO): G protein-coupled receptor signaling pathway
Cellular component (GO): plasma membrane
Molecular function (GO): olfactory receptor activity; G protein-coupled receptor activity
Source: RefSeq, a predicted model, not a curated record